AUGGCUCCAGUUGUACAUGAGAUCGACCCAGACGCGGAUACAGUCAUAAUCUUACGAUCACCGGGUGAUGGUGAAUACUUCGCUUGGUGGGAUGAUUCACCGUUCGACAACCUUGACAUACUUGAUCAACUCCCUUUCAGCAUGAAAGAAUGGGACACAAAGAUGUCGAUCUCGGACGAUAUCGAAGUUCACCAGCCGCCUGCGAGGGCAUUCAUCACGAAGGAGUCGGAUUGGGUAAUCCUUAAUGUUCCUGAGGGAUCUGUCCUUUAUCUUGUCUCGUCACGCCAUCUCGAACUGGCGUCACCGGUCUUCAAAGCAGCGCUCUCACCUAAUAGACUGCGAGAGACACUAAGGCGAACUAUCGGUGGGCAAAGACGUUCAAGCAGAUAUCCCUACCUUAAGAUCACUGUAGCAGCACUCGAGAGGGUCCUUCUUAACUACUCUCAGGAGCAAGUGGAGGCUAUACUCGAACUCGAAGCUACUCGUAUCGAGUGGUUCCGCGCAAACGGCUUCGAGCUCUGCUAG
Molecule: messenger RNA, 525 nt
Organism: Alternaria triticimaculans
Lineage: Eukaryota; Fungi; Ascomycota; Dothideomycetes; Pleosporales; Pleosporaceae
Exons: 2
Coding region: 1-525 (174 amino acids)
Source: RefSeq, a predicted model, not a curated record